CGAAUCUAUAAAUAGGCGCCAGCGGCCAGCUUACCCAUCCAUCUCCCUCCCUCCCUCGCCAGCUCAAGCUCAAGAAGCUUCACCAAUCUCCCUAGCAAGCUCAAGAAGCUUCAUCCUCAGCUAGAUUAGCGCAUAACAUUCUUGGCCUCUCUUCUUGUCCGUCUCUGUCUCUGCUUCUGCUCAUCCAUCGACCUUUAGCUAGCUCAUCUUGAGAAACCCGAUAGCGCAGAUGGCAAGCAAAUCCGCCGAGCUUCUGUCGAGGAUGGCCGCCGGCGACGGCCACGGCGAGAACUCGUCCUACUUCGACGGGUGGAAGGCGUACGACAAGAACCCCUUCCACCUGCAGGACAACCCCGAUGGUGUCAUCCAGAUGGGCCUCGCCGAGAACCAACUCUCGCUGGACCUGAUCGAGGAGUGGAGCAAGGCACACCCGGAGGCAUCCAUUUGCACGGCGGAGGGCGCCUCGCAGUUCAAGAGGAUCGCCAAUUUCCAGGACUACCACGGCCUCCCGGAGUUCAGACAGGCGAUGGCCCAGUUCAUGGGGCAGGUGAGGGGGUGGAAGGCCAGGUUUGACCCAGAUCGCGUCGUGAUGAGCGGCGGCGCCACCGGCGCGCAGGAGACGCUCGCCUUCUGCCUCGCCAACCCCGGCGAGGCUUUCCUCGUGCCCACGCCUUACUACCCAGGAUUCGACCGCGACUGCUGCUGGAGGUCGGGGGUGAAGCUGCUGCCGAUCGAGUGCCACAGCUCCAACGACUUCAAGAUCACCAGGGAGGCCGUGGUGUCGGCGUACGAGAGCGCGCGGAGCAACGGCGUCCGCGUGAAGGGCAUCCUCAUCACCAACCCGUCCAACCCGCUGGGCACGACCGCGGACCGGGCCACGCUGGCCAUGCUCGCCACCUUCGCCACGGAGCACCGCGUCCACCUCAUCUGCGACGAGAUCUACGCGGGGUCGGUGUUCGCCAAGCCGGAGUACGUGAGCAUCGCGGAGGUGAUCGAGCACGACGUCCCCGGCGUGGUCGACAGGGACCUGAUCCACAUCGCCUACAGCCUCUCCAAGGACUUCGGCCUCCCGGGGUUCCGCGUCGGCAUCGUCUACUCGUACAACGACGCCGUGGUGUCCUGCGCGCGCAAGAUGUCCAGCUUCGGGCUGGUGUCGUCGCAGACGCAGCUCUUCCUGGCCAAGAUGCUCGGGGACGAGGAGUUCAUGGCGCGGUUCCUGGGCGAGAGCGCGCGGCGGCUGGCGGCGCGGCACGAGCUGUUCACGUCGGGGCUGCGCGAGGUCGGCAUCGGGUGCCUGGGCGGCAACGCCGGGCUCUUCACGUGGAUGGACCUGCGGGGCAUGCUCCGGGAGAAGACGGCGGAGGCGGAGCUGGAGCUGUGGCGGGUGAUCAUCCGCAAGGUGAAGCUCAACGUGUCGCCGGGGACGUCGUUCCGGUGCCGGGAGCCCGGGUGGUUCCGCGUCUGCCACGCCAACAUGGACGACGAGACCAUGGGGGUGGCGCUGGACCGGAUCCGGCUCUUCGUGCGCCAGCACCAGCAGCAGAAGGCCAAGGCCCGGCGCUGGGCAGCCAGGGGCCAGCUCCACCUCAGCCUCCAGCGCCACGGCGCCAUGCCUUCGCAGUACCACGCGCUCUCCAGCCCCAUGGCAGCGCUGCUGUCGCCCCAGUCUCCGCUCGUCCACGCCGCCAGCUAAGUCACUAGUCACCACGGUCGGUCAAGUGAGCCGUACGUACGUACACGCUUUUUUCGAUCACAUGCAUGCAUGCAUGCAGGGGCCUGGCCUUGGUGUCUGGGCGCUCCGCUGGUGCAUACAUGGAUGCGAUUGUUUGGGAAGGUUUAGGCAUGCAAAAUGCAUGCGGAUGCAGCAUGUAGCUGUAGAUUAACGUUUUACCUACUGAUGUAGGGUAAGCCGUGUGUUACCACGUAGGAUAUUACGAUCCUCUUUGUUUUGCUUGUUUAUGGUUUGGUCUGGUCUGAUCGGAUCAAGGCUUCCCGAUCAGGUGCUGUAAUAAACUUGUACACUGAGGUACAAGAUUGAUGUUGUA
Hordeum vulgare subsp. vulgare (domesticated barley) is the source of this 2045-nucleotide messenger RNA. RefSeq names its product 1-aminocyclopropane-1-carboxylate synthase-like. Gene Ontology annotation, molecular function: transaminase activity; pyridoxal phosphate binding. NCBI's taxonomy places the organism in Eukaryota, Viridiplantae, Streptophyta, Magnoliopsida, Poales, Poaceae. The transcript is spliced from 4 exons. Gene Ontology annotation, biological process: biosynthetic process; amino acid metabolic process. The record is from RefSeq and is a predicted model, not a curated record. Bases 230 to 1693 code for a protein of 487 amino acids.